UGGUCUAGUGGCUAAGACACUCGAGCGGCACUCCACAGGUCCUGAGUUCGAAUCCCCGUGGGAGCGAAUUUCAAGCUGUGGUUAAAAAAAUCUCCUCGCUCGCCCCAGGCCAAAGCACAAGUAUUUCCCCCACCGGCCGAGGAACAGCGAACAAGACGACGGCAGAGCCAAUGCAUGUGCAAUGUCUAAACGCUUCACUUUAUCACUAACUUCCAACAACUACGUUAAGAAAACCAUCAUGGAGAAGAAAAGGUAUACCUCAAAUCGGGUCCUCAACAAUGCUUAAGUAAUGCAUCAGCUGUACUGCAAGGUUUAUUUCUUCAGUUAGUGGGCGGAGCGCGACCGCCCAUCUCCAUCGCAUGUCCUCUUGAACGAAGCCAAUUUUAAUACUGCCUCAUCAUCAGCUGCUCAAUGAUCAUUAUUCACGGCGACCAGUACAGCAAGAUUCUCGAUUAAUUAAUCAAAUGGUCGAAUCAGAGUUAGCUAGCUUCCAACUCACACUCUCUGGUAACCUCAUGCUCCUCUCCUGCCUACUUGCCUAGCGAGGCCAGCAGCGACUUCGUACCGGAUCCAGCCUAAGCACAAGUCAAAGCGUCACUGUGUAUAUAAAGUCCUAAGCUUUGCUUGCUCCAGCGCUGCCUGUGCGCUAGCUCUGCGCGUUGUGAGCAUUGCAAGCUUUGAUGCUCGGCGUCAGGUGGUUUUCAGGGGAAUCAUCACGUUAUUUCCAGUGAAAUUCCUGCCGAGGAGCAUGGAUCACAAGCAGCAGCUCGCUCUGCGGCCGAUCUCCACCAGGAGAACCGGCAGCGUCGCCGGCGAGGUGGCCGCGGCGAUGGAGCGGUCGAGCCUGGCCACCGCGUCGUUCCGGGUGUACUACAGCCUGCGCCCCGGCGCCGUGCCGUUCCUGUGGGAGUCCAAGCCUGGCACGCCCAAGAGCGGCGCCGCCGGCGCCACGGCAGCCGUGUCGCCUGCGCCCGCCGAGAUGAUGGCGGUUCAUCAUCAACUCCCGCCAAUAUCGCCGCCGCCGUCGUCGUACCACUCGUCCCAGCUGAGGAAGGGGAGGAGGUGCCGGCCGAGGGCGUCGUGCCAGGCGGCGGCUGGAAUCGUGAGGGCGCUGCUCGCCACGCUCGGCAUCAGGAGGAGGUCGCAUCGGCGCCUACCAGCCACGCUUUCUUGAGCUCACUGCUCACGUCGAGUUUGUUUGCUGCGCGCUUACUGCACAAGACAUCAAGCUCAUAUAUACAUGAGCAUACAUGUACACUAUACUACUAUACAGUACAAGUACAAAGCUAAAUCUGUUUUUACAAGAGAUAUAUUUUUGUAUCGUCUAUGUGAACCAAGAGUCGAUCGAUUGCUUAUAUAUGUUUAACUUUAACAUGUAAAUUAAGGUGGUGCAUUAGCUCUGUGAUAAAAUGUUGUGCUAUGUUUUAAAUUCAGCUUUAAGUAAAAUUCAA
Messenger RNA from Sorghum bicolor (sorghum), 1451 nucleotides. RefSeq lists its product as uncharacterized. Lineage: Eukaryota; Viridiplantae; Streptophyta; Magnoliopsida; Poales; Poaceae. The record is from RefSeq and is a predicted model, not a curated record. The coding region runs from base 749 to 1174 and encodes 141 amino acids. The transcript has a single exon.